AUGCUGCCUAUCAUCGGUCCGCGUCUCGUGGAGGCGAUGGAGGGGUUGAAUCCGUUCGUGAUUCCCGUCGCCGUGGCGUUCCUGGUUGUCAUCAUCGUGCAGUACCUCAGCUCCACCCCCAAGAGGCAUCUGUACGGCGUGCUGCUGGACUCAGGCACGCCCGGCCCGACGUACCGCCACGCGCCAAUCUCUCUCCCUUGCCGCUCCCCUUUUCCCCACUCCCGACUCCUCGUUUCCCGGUCCUUCCAUUCCCUCCUUCCUCGCCCCCCCAGCUCCACCCCCAAGAGGCAUCUGUACGGCGUGUUGCUGGACGCGGGCACGCCCGGCCUGACCUACCGCCACGCGCACUUCCCCACGCUGCUCUUCCUUGCCGUUCCCUCCCUUCCCCUCUCCCUCCCUUCCCUGUUUCCCGGUCUUUCCAUUCCCCCCUGCCCCGCUACCCCCAGCUCCACCCCCAAGAGGCAUCUGUACGGCGUGCUUCUAGACGCCGGCACGCCCGGCCUGACCUACCGUCACGCGCACUUCCCCACGCUGCUCGAAAUCCCCUUUGACGGCGCCACCACCGUCGCCUCUCUCUUCGUCAUCGCGUCCCGCCGCCACCACCACCGCCCGCUCCUCGGCACGCGGAAAUUCCUCUCCCGCGAAACAGUGACCAACGAGGAAGGGAAGGAGAUAGAGAAGCUUGAAUUCGGGGAGUAUGAGUGGGAGUCGUACUCUAGAGCGUUGGAUCGGGCGGAGGCGUUUGGCGGGGGGUUAAGGAAUGUGGGGCAUGGGCGCGGGGAGGCGGUGGCGAUUGUGGCGGAGACCCGGGCGGACUUUUACUUGGCGCUGCAAGGCGCGUUUCAGCAGAGCCUGGUGGUGGUGAUGGUGUAUGCGUCCCUGGGGCAGGAAGCGCUGGUGCACGCAUUGAAUGAGACGGAGGUGACGACAGUGAUCUGUGACCACAAGCAGCUGGAGAAGCUGGAGGAGGCGUCCUCCAAGGGCGAGCUCAAGACAGUGCAGCGCGUCAUCAUGAUGCCCGAGCCUCGCCCGCUGUCCGAGGCUGGAAAAGGGCCCACCGAAGCAGAGGCUAAAGUUGCUACGGGACAGCUGGCGCCAGGUGUCAAGCUGCUGGCGUUUGCUGACGUGGAGAAGAGCGGGGUUGAGUCGCCGGUGACGCCGGAGCUCCCACAGCCGUCGGAUCUGGCGGUGAUCAUGUACACGUCAGGAUCGACCGGGCUGCCCAAGGUAAGUGAUGCGUGCUCAGAGUGGGCGUCAUGCUAUCACACGGCAACCUGGUGGCAGUCUUCGCAGCCAUCAUGGCUCAAGUGCCUCCACCCACCCAUAUUCUUCUCCUCUCCCGUUCUCUCUUUGCUGUCUCCCUUCCUUCCUCCCGUCAUGCUAUCACACGGCAACCUGGUGGCAGUCUUUGCAGCCAUCAUGGCUCAAGUGCCAGAUGCCAAUUUCAACGAUGUGUACAUCGCCUACCUGCCCCUGUCACACGUGCUCGAGCUGGCAGCAGAGUUAGGAGCGGUGUCAGUGGGGGGUUCAAUAGGCUACGGCUCCCCUCUUACGCUCGUCUACAUGAGUUCCAAUGUCAAGCCGGGCAUCAAGGGAGACUCACCAGAGACGCUGCUCUUCCCUUGUGUUUCCCCUGCACCCAACUUAUGCAUCCACCCCACCUUCUGUCCUGUCUUCGUACCUGCCCAGCUAGGAGCGGUGUCAGUGGGGGGUUCUAUAGGCUACGGGUCUCCUCUCACACUCGUUGAAAUGGCGCCCAAGGUCAAGCUCGGGACCAAGGGGGAUGCGCCGCAACUGCGACCCACGCUCAUGGUGGCAGUGCCGGCCAUUCUGGACCGCAUCAGGGAUGCUGUGCGACGCAAGAUAGCAGCAGCACCACCAGUCAGGCGCACGCUCUUCAACCUCGCUUACUCACGGCGCCUGGCGGCCAUCGAGGGCAGCUGGUUCGGCGCGUGGGGCGUGGAGCGGCUGUUUUGGGACCUGCUGGUGUUUAGAAAGGUGCGUUAUGAGGGCAGCUGGUUCAGCAUGUGGGGUGUGGAGCGGCUGUUCUGGGGCCUGCUGGUGUUUAGAAAGGGUGGCUGCUUCGGCGCGUGGGGCAUCGAGCGAAUGUUCUGGGACCUGCUGGUGUUCCGUAAGGUGAGUGCUGUGGUGGGGGAGAGCCCACUCGCGUGGGGCGUGGAGCGGCUGUUCUGGGACCUGCUGGUGUUCCGUAAGGUGCGAGCAGCAGUAGGGGGGCAUCUGCGUUUCAUGCUGUCAGGAGGGGCGCCUCUCUCGCCCGACUCGCAACGAUUCAUGAACAUUUGCUUUAACCAGGGCUAUGAGCUGACAGAGACAGCAGCGGGGGGGACCUCCUCAGAGUGGGACGACUCCUCUGGCUAUGGUCUGACAGAGACAGCAGCGGGGGGGACUUUCUCAGAGUGGGACGACUCCUCUGUGGGCCGCGUGGGGCCGCCCAUCCCCUGCAACCUCAUUCGGCUGAUCGACUGGGAGGAAGGUGGUUACCGCACGACAGACCACCCGCACCCGCGAGGGGAGAUUCUGAUUGGCGGCCCGAACGAGGACCCACAGGGCAUGAGGUGGUUUCGCACGGGUGACAUUGGAGCCGUGCUGAUAGCUGGUGCUUGA
Closterium sp. Naga37s-1 is the source of this 2625-nucleotide messenger RNA. NCBI's taxonomy places the organism in Eukaryota, Viridiplantae, Streptophyta, Zygnematophyceae, Desmidiales, Closteriaceae. The record is from the annotation of a GenBank genome assembly.